This is a messenger RNA of Cercopithifilaria johnstoni, 684 nucleotides long. The record is from the annotation of a GenBank genome assembly. NCBI's taxonomy places the organism in Eukaryota, Metazoa, Nematoda, Chromadorea, Rhabditida, Onchocercidae.
AUGAGGAAGAAAGAGCAGAACAAGUUAAAUGUUCAUCAUCACAAUCGUAUUCGAAAUCUGAAGGGAGAUACAGCGGAAGAUGGACAGUCUCUUGUUUUUCGCACUUAUAUAUUUUCGUUGGCAGUGAAUGUACCUAAAAGCGGAUAUAUCCUCCACCUUCGUCUUUCGUUUUCAGGGCUACUGUUGGUUUUGGGGGGUAGGUUAUCAGGAGUGGUCAUUACCGAGAUUGCAAUAUCUGAUUGCAGUAGCGAAGCGUUUAUACCUCUCAUUGUCACUUUUAUUAUUGAUAUGAUGCGAAAAUCGAUGUUGUUGUGUAAGGUAGCAUUAGAGGAUGCUGUUAUUUGCGUGUUUGGGCAGUGGUUAACAGAUGGUACGAGGGGGCCAUCGCUUGAUCUGGUCAUAGUGAGUUUUAGUUUGUCGGUUACUUGGUCUUUCUGUUUGCAAUACUUGUUAAGAAGGGAGUUAUUUGGGUCUGUAAGUGGCCGGAGGAAAGGGGACAAGGGGACAGUCAACGGUGAGGAGGGGGUAACUGCUACUACUAACAAUGGGCUUUCGAGGGAGGAGAACACUACCAAUGGAACCUCCAUUGUCGAGACAUCCAUAGAAGAGAUGAGACAGGGCGAGAGAGGACGUAGCUGUAAGCGAAGGCGAGAACGGGACAGAGGUGUUGUAGAGAGUGAUUGA